This is a messenger RNA of Amphibalanus amphitrite, 3129 nucleotides long. Its product is annotated as myc proto-oncogene protein-like. Gene Ontology annotation, molecular function: DNA-binding transcription factor activity, RNA polymerase II-specific; RNA polymerase II cis-regulatory region sequence-specific DNA binding; protein dimerization activity. The transcript is spliced from 3 exons. Gene Ontology annotation, biological process: regulation of transcription by RNA polymerase II. The coding region runs from base 470 to 1741 and encodes 423 amino acids. The record is from RefSeq and is a predicted model, not a curated record. NCBI's taxonomy places the organism in Eukaryota, Metazoa, Arthropoda, Thecostraca, Balanomorpha, Balanidae.
AACACAUGAUACGUUGCAGCAGUUCGCUUGUCGUCGGAGGUACUACAGCUGAACACAUUUCCCUCAUUACGAAAUCUAAUUACUCGGCUGUUUGGCCUCGGUUCGAAAGGCCAGGUGAGUCUCCCGCCCCCCGCCUCCCGCCGUCGUUCGCCGCUCGCCGGUCCAUAGUACUCCAUAGUAAGGGCCGCCCGUAGCAACAGCGGCCGGCCGCGAGUAGUCGCCGUACGGUGCUGCCACCUGACGGUCCCGCCAAAAAGCCAGCAGAAGCGCCCGCGCUCGGGUGUGCUGCGUCGGUUUCCGAGCGGACGCGUCACUCGAGUUCGCGAGCUCCUGCGUGGUGGACGUGCGCGCGCUCGCUCUCCAGCAGACCGGCGGCUCGCGGAUACGAUUGUGAUUUUACUCCAUACUGUUUGUUGGGUGGUGUUUGGUGUUAUUCGGUGGUUUCUUCUGGUUAUGCUGUUUUGAAGUAAUGAACUUAACAUCGGACAUCAUGGGUGACUGGAGCAUUCGUGAAGAUUUCUGCAUGGACGACCUGAACACAGUGGUGAAGGUGGAGGAUCUGUCGGCCAUCGACCCGUACCCGUUCUACCCGAUUCUGGACGGCGCCGGCGACAUGUGUACCGGAAAGCCGGGCGACGGCUGCGACGUGUGCGGCCCGACCGAGACCCACCUGAGCAGCCUCGGCAUGAUCCCGUGUCACACGCAGCUGCCUCUGCUCGAGUGGUCCGACGUCGAGGACCAGCUCGGUGAGCCAGAGCAGGACGAGAUGCGCUGCGUCAACAUCAACCAGAUCUUCAACAUGGCCGAGAAGGCCGCGCCCCAGGAUAAAGUGAUUGUCGAGCACACGGACAAAGUGAUCAGUGACUGCAUGUGGAGCAGCAGCAGUGCCCACCGCCUGGACAUGUCCGAUCUGGGCACCUCGCCGCUGCCGGCGCUCAGUGUGGAGAGCGAUGUGGGCUUCGGCCGGCCCGACACUCCGCAGACCGAUUCGGAGUCGCAUUUCACGGACAGUGAUGACCUCAUCCAGCGCGUGCCCAAGGAGGAGAGUAUCGAGCGGAGACUCUCUCCCGUGCCCGAAAAGCCGGCCGCGGCGGUGAGCAGUGGUCGCAGUCUGCUGAAGCGCAAUCAGUUCAGUGUGAAGGUGGCGCGCGCGCCCCUGCGCCCCGAGUCCAAACCGGCGCUCCCUUCACCGAGUGGCGACAGCAGUUACUCGGGCGAUCACAGCUACUCGGCGACCAACUGCAUCGGCAUCCUCACACCGUCUCCGUCACCGUCAGAGUCCAGUUCAGAGGACGACAACAACAGCGACGCGCGCACGGGCCGGCACCACGCGCGGCGGCGCGCGCCCGUCGACUCGCAGGCGCUGCAGGAGAGGCUGCUGCACCGGCCGCUCAAGGCGCGAAAGCGCACCACUGGCGCCAUGAAGUACCGCUCCGACCGGUGUCGCAUGCCCUCCGAUGACGACCAGGCGCCGCCGGAGCGGCGCAACAACCACAACAAUAUGGAGCGGAUGCGGCGCGACCUGCUGCGCGGAGCGCUCAACAGCCUGCGCCGUCUGGUACCCGACACAGCCGGCAACGACAAGGCGCCCAAAAUCACCGUGCUCCGCGAAGCGGCCAAGUACUGCCUGAUGCUGCGCAGCAAAGAGGAGAUGCUCAACAAGCAGAAGCGACGACUGGAGGAGCAGCGGGCGACGCUGCAGCGGCGACUCGAGCUGCUGCAGCGCAACGUCUGCCACUGAGCCGGCAGUGCGCCCGCGGCCGUGGCCUGGACUCGAAUCAAUUUCACAUUGCGGUGGUCCCGGCAGAGGAGCGAGGGCGAGGACAGUGUUUGUGCGUCGGAGUCAGCUCAUCUCCUGUCAUUGUUCGCCUGUUCGCGCAUCACCCAUGAGACACUUGAACGGUUGGAUGGUUAGUUUGCUUUUAACGAGAAGCUUGUUUAGUUUAAGAGAGCUUGGAAGUGUGUUUUCUGUUGUUUGCUGGUGAAGGUAGUUACGUUGGUGACAAAGCCUUGCUUUUCGAGUCUUUUCGGCCCCCUUUUGUUGCUCAAGGCGCAGACUGUUCUUCGAAUUGUAGUCUCGCCAGAUUGCAGCGUUGGAAGAGCGGAGGCGGAGAGAAAUGAAGUGAACGACGUGUGUGCUAGGAUUGCACGCUUCUGUAGGCUGUAACCGGCGCGGCAGACUUGGACCGCACAGUGAGUAAUGUGGACACAGCCGGCCUCUCAGGUACACAUAGUCAUUAGCAACAAAUUUCCUGGCCCCCGUCGAAAUUCGCCCGGCGGCGCACUGACCGCCCCGGCUGCCACCCUGUAUAUACAGCUUGGUCAUGAUUUCGGUGCUGGUGAGCGUAAAAUUUGUGGUCGCUCCGGCGACGCUUUGAAUCGUUUGUUCGUGGAAGGUGGGCAUUGGCCGGCCGCGCGCGCGUGCGCCCCUGAGGUAGCUGCGACGGCCGGCCGCCCGUGUUGUGGUCGCGCGCACAAUGUGUAUGCCGUGAGUGUAUUUACAGUUAAGAGCCCGGUAGUUUUUUAUCGAUAUAUUUUGUGUGUGGUUUGUUAGUGUGCGGGGCGGCCGGCCGUGUUGGCCGGCCGGGUCCGCGCCUGUACAGACAUUGUGUGUGUGCGUGUGCGGGUGAGAUGUGUGUUCGGCAGGCCAGCCCGACCUGUCCCGUUUCGGCGCCGCCCCGCGCGUGUUCUGGCCGCCGCCCGAGGCCGGCGCGCGGGCCGCCCGGCCGCCGCGCCGGAGCGGCCCGCGCGCCCCGCCCGGCGACAUGGGACCAUUUGCCUCGCAUUUUGACGCCGCCCGGUGCUUCUUCUCGGCGCCGUCCCCAGGAACGGGCGCUAGUACAAAGCAUAGAGUAAUUAUAUUAAACACAGAGCCUGGUUCCUGGGGAGGGCGCUCAAGAUGCACCCGGAAUUGUAAACAAGCUCCGAAUCGCCGCCGCGCUAAAUUGUUUUGUGUGCCAAAUUGAACAUGUUCCUUUCGCUCCCUGGAUCGACCGUGUGCUACAUGUAAAAGACAGGAGAGUAGUACUUAGUUUUAUAUUGUGUGCGGAUAGUUGCUUUCUCGGUUGUAGAGUAGUAGCAGCAGCCCGAACGGCAUAGUUAUGUGGAGUAAAAUAUAUCACUGGAGCU